CUAUUGCUAUGUGUACUCAUCAUGCCCUCUACAGUUGCCAUCCGAACGCAGAUGUCGACACUUAAACAUACAAUCCGGCAGCAGCAAGCACAGCUACAUAACCUCGAGAACAAUCUAUUACGCGGUCCGCGACCUCUCCCUCCCGGAAUCCUAAACUCACCACCAAUAUCUCCAGAUGAACUCGACAGCGACCCGUCCCCGUCCUUUGGGCGCUCGAAUUCACACAAUCCGUCUUCAGGCAGCUCAAGCCCGGGGAUCAAGAUGCAGCGUCGGUCGUCGUUUGAGAUUCUAUCAGGGCUCGCGGGGCCCGAAAGUAGCCUUCCGCUGCCGCGACCGAACGCGAAUAACGUGCGCCCUAGCUCGUACAUGGAGGAGAGUCCCCUGAGCAUACGAGAAGGCAUUCCCUUGACGUCGCCUAGUAAACGUGUGUCUAGCCCGACGCGUACGCUCAGUCGAAUCCCCGUCUCGUCUGUCGGACACGCUCGCGCAUUAGCAGAGGAAGAUUCAGGAUUAGGAUCAUCAAUCUCGUCGCUACAACUCAUAUCACCAAGCCGUAGGUCGUCAUUCGCUCCGGGGAAUACCACGAAGGUUCUGGCGGACCUGCAGGCGGGCGUGCUGAAUGCUAAGAACGCGCUGGAGAACACAAAAGCGCAAUUACGGCUCAGUCAACGGCAGGUCAGCCAAUUGACAAGACAAUCUGAGGACCUGAAGGAGGUUCGUGAGCGCUUGCGACUAGAAAAUGAGGGCUUGAAUAAUGUCGUGGCGCGAAAGGAACGAUUGUUGCAAGAGGUCCUGGAACGGGCGCGGAAAGCCGAAGCCGAGGUACUUACACUGAAAGGUCAGCUCAAGACGGAGACAACGACGUCAAAGAAGAGUCUGCGCGAGAUGGAAGCGGCACUGGCAGAGGCGCAAAUGCGGUCACAGAAGUGCGAACGCGAAUAUGUCACGCUGCGGGACUCGCUGAAAGGGCUCGUGGAGUCUUUUAAGCAGGAUCACGAUGGCCUACGAGACGAGAUGCGGAAGCGGGAGGAGAAGAUGCGGCGCGAGGCCGAGGAGGUGCAGAAGAAGUACGUGAAGCUGAUUGAGGAAGUGCGAAAGGAGCGUGAGGAGGAGGGGCGCGGAAUGAAGGAAGUGGUGCGACUCAAGGAUGACAGCUUACGAGUGACGAAGGAGAUUGAGGAGGGUCUGAAGGAAGAGGUGGCGCGGCUCAGGGCAGAGGUCGAUAGGUCAAAUCGGGAGAGCGAGGGGGCGAUUAAGACAGCAAAACAUCUCGCGGAAGAGCUUGCGCAUCUGCGUCGCCUCAUGCGCACAGCCGGGUCCGCAGAAGCCGCACCCGAGGCGCCAGAAUGAGCCCUUCGCCCUCUUCUCGAAUAUUACAGCAGAUAAUUCCCUACCAUACGUAUACGAUACAUUCCAAUUUACCUUCAUCCAUCAAUACCCACUCAAUGCAUUUUUUUGUUUACUUCACGUAGAUUCUGUCCUGUUGUCACUGUCGCAAACUAUAGUAUAUGUUAUGUGGACGAAGCCUCAAGCUUCAGGUAAGAGCUUUCAUGGCGGGUGUCGCGAGA
Molecule: messenger RNA, 1568 nt
Organism: Phanerochaete carnosa HHB-10118-sp
Lineage: Eukaryota; Fungi; Basidiomycota; Agaricomycetes; Polyporales; Phanerochaetaceae
Exons: 5
Coding region: 22-1350 (442 amino acids)
Source: RefSeq, a predicted model, not a curated record